Truncatella angustata is the source of this 2180-nucleotide messenger RNA. RefSeq lists its product as uncharacterized. The coding region runs from base 208 to 1956 and encodes 582 amino acids. The transcript is spliced from 3 exons. Lineage: Eukaryota; Fungi; Ascomycota; Sordariomycetes; Amphisphaeriales; Sporocadaceae. The record is from RefSeq and is a predicted model, not a curated record.
CAAUUUUCUUUCGUUUUAUGUAAAUUCACACAUAGUUAAACUGACUGGUGAAUGGAUCAAUACACUGGACAUCCUUAUUUCAUAUGUUGAUUCGCAAUUAUACACUUUGGUUCUCAGUAUUGCAGUGUGCGAUAGGAUACUGAGGACGAGGACUAGCACGUACGGCAAACUACAUCCAGACCCUCGGGCACUAUUUUUUUUUGUGAGAUGUAUAGCACAACAGCCACAAACCUGGUAGGGAUUUCUACCAACGUGAACUCGCAGCGCAUACGAGCGAAGAAGCCUAAAGUGCGUACUGGCUGUAUUACAGACACGCCUGCAUGCACUCGCUGUACCUCUACUGGACGAACGUGUGAAGGAUAUCAUAUCCCGCAAAGGAAGAAACACGUGUUUACAAAGAAAAGUCGGAAGGAGUUAAUCUCUACGUAUGCCAAUCUAUGCCAGAGACUGAAACCUCUGCGACCAGUACGUGCAAGUAUAACAGGUACUGGCGAAGAGCGUAUGUUCUUCCACCAUUUCGAGAUCUCACUAUUAGCGGGUGACCGCCCAUUCUUUCGCAAGGGAGACUGGAGCACGAAUUUUUGGAGUUCUCUUUUGCCGCAGAUUGCGCAUUCGAAUAACGCAGUCAAACACGGGCUAAUCGCUUGGAUGGCAAGUUAUCGAUCAAUGAAGUUGCAGAAUGAAAGUUCUCCAGAUGCUUCGGCAAAUCAGUACCCGGAGAAUUUCUCUAUCAACCAGUACAACAAGUCGAUACACUAUUUGAAGCAGUACACAACUGACUUGACGUUUGAGAACAUCGAGACAACGCUGAUUUGCUGCUUGAUUUUUAUCUGCUUGGAGACGAUUCGAGGCAAUGUGAAAGCUACUCGCGUCCACCUCACAAGGGGCUUUGAGAUAAUCGAUAAGCUUGUGUCUAAUAGCUUCUUUCUUUUCUGCAGUGUUCCUGAAGAUGACCAACGGGUGCAGGAUUUGCAGAACAAUGCAUGCCGUCAGGGCUUUAACCCCUCUCGAUUAUCCAAGAUAGAAUGGUAUUCCAUACUACGAUUCUUCAUAGAGCUUGAACUAGGCGCAACUCUUUAUGACAGCACGACAGUGCCAUCUAUGAGCCUGCGCCUGCUCAGCCUAGGAGAGUUCUUUGUGGAAGAGGUGCCCAGAUUCCAGGUUACGGUAGACGCGACUAGUGCUUGUUCGCAUUGGUAUUAUCAUGUCUUCGCGUAUCUAUACAAAACUGCACCGUACAAAGGCGAUACCGACUGGUGGAUGCAGCCUGAGCAGCAGCGCUUACAUACAAGAUUAUUAUCGUGGGGCCGGAAUCUGCUGCGUCGUAUUGACGAAUUCACAUAUCAGCCAUUCGCCCCCGGGCCAGAACGAAAUGUCGAAUUUUGUAGUCUUCUGAUGAACAGAGCGCAAGUACGUGGUUUGAUGCCACUCGUCGAAUGGAUGCCGCACCGGUACACCCGAGAACAGAUUUUUGACAGCUACGAGGCCAUGCAGCGAAGGAACGUCGAAGACUGGGAGGAUAUUAUACAGCACCUUGGGUCUCCAGAUAACGUACCAGACCUAAGCAUCGAUUUCAACGGGUUUCUUGUGAUGGUAUACGGCGCAAUGUUCCAAGCAUACGACCCCGAAACUCGUCGAAGAGCAAGAGAAAUAGUCGGUUUCUUCAAGGGGAAGCACGCGCAGCUUUUCCAUGCGACGACGAUGUUGCAGAUCUUUGACGAGAACGACAUCGGAAACCACGACUGGUUAUUGCCCGUCCUAGAUGUAUAUCUGCAGGAGCCGGUCGGCCCGUCGAUCAAUGACAAUAACUCGGGCAACGAGGUGGAUUUGUCGGGAUUCAUUUGCUCUAAGUCAAAUUCACUUCUUAUUUCAAGCCAAUUGGGAACACCCCGUGAGAUCAGUCGACGUGGGCAUCCCCGGGAAAGGACAACUAAUUUGGAGUUGAGCAAUGGAUAAAAGCUGGCCAAAAGUAACAUGUCUAGGACAGAAAGUGAGAAGGAAGCUCUAGUAAGCAAUGUAGCACAAAAGCCAAAGACCAUAAUUUGACAUUUGCUGGUCUCGACAGUAUCGACAAAAUAGCAUGGUUGUGUUGGUGCCAUGGGGCAGUUGAUUCUGGGGUGUGUUCUCAGGCUUCUUAGACUACUGUUUACAUGACAAGACUGGAAUAAAGAAUCGCAACC